AUGGACAAAGCCCUUCAAAGUACCGUCGCGGCUGCAAAAGAAUUCUUUAAAUUGGAGAUACUGUUGAUCCAGACUGCGGAUGAAACUGCUGACUGCCUUAAGAUAUUAAAGAGUAAUCUUGGCGAAUACGAUAAGCGUCAUGGACUGCUUUUCCUCAACACUUCAAAGUCGUUCGUAAGACGCGACAUUCGCUUUGCAAAGGACACGGCAUCCGAGCUAAAACAUAUCGCUGAACAGAUUGCAAAGAGUAAACAUCCAUCGAAGGGGAUGAUCGCUGUAGCCCGUAGGACAGUUAACGAGAUUUUUGACGCGUUGUGCGAACUUAGAACAACAGCUCGUUUGUACGACAGGAAGAAUUUAAACAGUGGCUAUGGACACGGGCAUGAGAGUGCCGAGUUUGAAGACAAUUGGUUGGGCACAGAAAAAAAGAGCAGUAAGAUCAAGGGCAGUGGUAGUCGUGAAACUCGUAAAGCUAUUGCCGAUACGGUCGAAGCAGUAGUGAAGUUCACUGUUCACACCCAUUUCAGCGGGUUUUCUACUUCAAAGCAUCAGCUUAUGAAUGCGGAAGAAUCAUUGUCAGCCGAUCGUAUCAUGGACACAAUGGCUUCGAUAUGGGAAAAUUGCAGAGAAAUUACCAAUUUUGAAUCGGAGAAAAGGAGAAGAAGUGCAUGA
This is a messenger RNA of Peronospora farinosa, 672 nucleotides long. The record is from the annotation of a GenBank genome assembly. Lineage: Eukaryota; Oomycota; Peronosporomycetes; Peronosporales; Peronosporaceae.